CUCCACAGGCGCUCUCAGCGGAGUCUUCAUGAGGAACACAUGUGGGAGCAUCUUUACAAACUUAUGUACAGGCUUAAAAACACUUCAUUUUGUUUGGCUCGUCGACUGUUAAACUACAGUUCCGAACCGUAAACACGGGUGAGGAUUAAAAAACUGACAUGAGAAAAAACUCCGCGGCUUUAACAAAGAUUCAGACAUUUGAAGGAUGAAUUUAUCAUAUCCAUACACACUUUGUCUUUUGCUAUCCGUCUUAUCAACGUACGACUGUAACGAGGCGAUACAGGGUUGUAUGGAUAAGCAGAGGGUGAUGGGGAUAUUUCGUCAAAUGGAGAAGUUUCUAAAAGGACAAGAGAUCCGAUUCAUGGAAGGGCUUCGGAUUAUGAAGUCCAAACUCACCAAUCUUCAAAACUCUGUGUCCAAGUUCCCACAAGCAGACCAGUCCUCAUCCCAAUUCUCGUGUCCAUCUCUGGUGGCUCCAACCCACGGAAGGAAGUUUGGCUCCAAGUACCUGAUGGGCCAUGAGGUCCAUUUCACAUGUUCUCAGGGUUAUCACUUGGUGGGGCCAGGGACACGCGUGUGUCAGGAGAACGGCACCUGGAGUGGUGUCAGUGUCGUCUGUAGAGAUGUGAGCGUGUGUUCCAGUAACCCGUGUCAGAACGGUGGCACCUGUGUGGAGAGUCUUAACCAGUACAAGUGCACCUGUCCACACAACUGGAGCGGGAGCCACUGUCAAUACCAGACGCAGACAGCCCCUCCAGAAUGGAGCGUCAUGAACGAUCCGGCUUUUAGCCGUAAACCUCGCUGUGCUAAAGUGGACCGGGCCCAGCACUGUAGCUGUGACGCUGGAUUCCACAUGAGCGGAACGUCAGACAACAGCAUCUGCCAGGAUGUGAAUGAAUGUGAGGUUUAUAAGGCUGAUCGUGGAGGGCCUCUGUGCGGCCACGCCUGCAUAAACGUGCCGGGAUCGUACUACUGUUCCUGCCCCACAGGAUAUAAACUGCUCGCUGAUGGAAGGAGCUGUGAGGAUGUGGACGAGUGCCUUACACAACAGCACAACUGCAGUCGUGGCACCACCUGUAUCAACACCGGAGGAGGUUUCCAGUGCGUUAACCCCGAGUGUCCGCGCUCCCUCGGCAACGUCAGCUAUGUGAAGACCUCACCUUUCCAAUGUGAAAGGAAUCCCUGCCCAAUGGAGAGCCGCGCCUGUCCGUUUGCCGCAAAGACCAUUUCUUACCACUACCUAUCUCUGUCCUCGAACCUGCGCACACCAGCCACCCUGUUCCGAAUGGCCACCGCAACCGCUCCGGGUCGGCCGGGCCCGGAUAGCCUCCGUUUUGGCAUCGCCAGUGGAGGUGACGCCCGUAUGUUCGUGAUGCAGCGCUCAGACCGUCAAACCGGAGAGCUGAUCCUGGUUCAACCGCUGCGAGGCCCACAAGAGCUCAGUGUGGAAGUAGAGAUGGCCGAGUACGCUGACCGCAGCUUCCAAGCCAAACAUCUGGCUCGAGUCAACAUUCUGGUUUCGCCGUACGAGUUCUGAAGAGGGCGAGUCAUCUAAUUGAGCUGUAAAGUGUGUAAAUUGAGUGUUGAUGUUUAGACUUGGUGACCGAAAAGGCGAAGAGGAUGUUCUCCUUAUUGUUAAAGUUCAAUGAAAGAGUUGUUCUUAGAGGCUGCUCGGAUCUUGACGUCAAAAAUGAAAGAUAUGAAAUGUACAGUGGAAAGUUACUACAAUUAUUAAAAUUAAUAACUCUAGACGACUCAUAUAAAAAUGCUUUUGCUUUAACUGCCGGUACAUUUUUGUCUAAAAGGGAAGUGUGUAAUUGUUUGGAUGUUAAAAUACUUUUACUUAUCAUGGUUUAAUGUGCAAAGACUUAUUUAGAAUAAAUAAAUAAUGAUAACGAAGCCAUUUGUAAGUUGUGUAAACACCGUUGCACUUUCAAAACAUUGCUCUGUUGACAUGUCAACUUCUGGUUCAACCAAUGGUGUAAGUUUGGGGCGGGACUACCUGUUUGUAAUGUACAAUAGAAGAGAAGAGGUGGUAGGAGUGUUUAGGAAACCUGUUUGGAAACAGUUAUUACUUUUGUAAUCUCAUUGUGCUAGUGGCACACACUUCACCUUUAAAGUACCAACACAAACGGCAACUUACCAGUGCGCGGCUGGAUCACAAAUUACAGUUAUGGCCGAUAUGAAGCAUAUGCAGGGUUGUUUUAAAUAGAAAUGUAAAUUAGACUUAUAGAAUCAGUUUACUAUACCUACAUUUCUGCACAAUGUUUUUUUAUGUGCCUCGGACGUAUUGCGGCUUGAAAUGAACACUAGAGGCGCUAUAACAAUAAUGACUUUUAUUUACUUUCGCACAAAUCAUGAGUAAAACAACAGAUUAUCAGUUCAUAAACAUUUACUUUUCGACCUGUUCCUCACACAAUGCUAUCUUAUGACAACUAAACACUUUUACUAUAGCGCGUGACUUG
Messenger RNA from Xyrauchen texanus (razorback sucker), 2465 nucleotides. Its product is annotated as fibulin-7. The record is from RefSeq and is a predicted model, not a curated record. Gene Ontology annotation, molecular function: calcium ion binding. Lineage: Eukaryota; Metazoa; Chordata; Actinopteri; Cypriniformes; Catostomidae.